CAAAUAGAAGCUAUAAUAGCACCACCCGGAUUUCGUAGCAAGCCAAAGACAGAUUCGAACAAAUCCUUUCGUAUCCGUGGCUCUAAUUUCAACAGUCGAUUUUGCGUUAGUUGUCGAGAAGGCGGCCAGCUGGUCUGUUGUGAUGACUGCCCUGCUUCAUUUCAUCUAUUGUGCCACGAACCACCGUUAACAAUUGAUGAUCUGCCGAAAGGACGAUGGAUAUGCCACCGUUGUGAAAACUCUGAAGUGAAUGCCGAUGAAAACUUACCAUCAACUAGCGAGGAAAUGUGUGAAAAGAACGCCGCUGUGUUUGCUGCGAAGGGUAGAGACGACGAUAGAGCAAAGAAAGUGUCCGAUUCUGAGCGAAACAUCAUCGCGGCUAUUUCAGCAAUAUCCAAAAAUGAGAGCCGUACAACGCACCCGUUGCUGCUGCUAGCUAAAGCAGCUUCAGUGAUGAACUCUUCGGAGUUUGUACUUCCUCCCGAAUUCAGAAACGAGUUGGAAUUUCCAGGCAUUGCUGACGUUGCUCCGCCCGGUCAGGAGCUAAUUUGUUUGCUGGCACUGGAUAGGCUUAAGCAGAUUUCGCAACAGUCGUCUAUCCGCCUCAACCCUCCUCAGCAUUUCAAUGAAAGGCAGUUCGAAAUCCUUUGCUAUAGCAGGUACGGCAUCAAAGUGAAUGGCGUUUCGUACAGCAUUUCGUUGGACUCCUCUUCCGAUGCACUUCCGGCAUACGAUUUUUAUGCAAAUCUGAACGAAGACCGAGUGCGAACCUGUGUACCAGAACUCCUUUUUCAUACGUACUGUGAUUCCCGGCCGUCACCUAAGCAUCAGAUUGGACGCCUGCUUCACUCGGCGUGCCUCUGCGACGAAGAAAAGUGCAGUUCAAGUCCCUGGGAUGGCGGUGCCGUUCUUCAUCACGGAGCGUUAGUGGAAUUUGGCUGUCUAAAAUUCGUGUUCGCAGACACGAAUAGAUCUCUUAGUUGUACCUCGUUUGUAUAG
Soboliphyme baturini is the source of this 999-nucleotide messenger RNA. Lineage: Eukaryota; Metazoa; Nematoda; Enoplea; Dioctophymatida; Soboliphymatidae. The record is from the annotation of a GenBank genome assembly.